Messenger RNA from Pyrus x bretschneideri (Chinese white pear), 971 nucleotides. Its product is annotated as WUSCHEL-related homeobox 4. The record is from RefSeq and is a predicted model, not a curated record. Gene Ontology annotation, cellular component: nucleus. Bases 81 to 800 code for a protein of 239 amino acids. The transcript is spliced from 3 exons. Gene Ontology annotation, biological process: procambium histogenesis; phloem or xylem histogenesis; cell division. Gene Ontology annotation, molecular function: DNA-binding transcription factor activity; DNA binding. Lineage: Eukaryota; Viridiplantae; Streptophyta; Magnoliopsida; Rosales; Rosaceae.
AUCUUCGUUUUUGGCCCUCUUAUAUAAUUACUUGCUAUCUAGCUCUAAGGCUCUAUCAUUCAGUACUCCACUCACCACAUAUGGGAAUGAGCAGCAUGAAGGUGCAUCAGUUCGCACGUGGACUCUGGGAGCACGAACCCUCCCUCACGCUUGGCUGCACCAAACGCUUACGCCCUCUUGCUCCCAAACUGGCCAACACCGCGGCCGCCACCUCCGACACUACUACCACUCUCGCUCCUUUCGAUCUCAAGAGUUUCAUCAGACCUGAAAGUGGCCCCAGAAAACUUGGAUCUUCUAACCAUCUUCAGGAGAAGAAAGAUCCCCCCCACCCUCAGGUAGAGACGCACCCGGGAGGGACACGCUGGAACCCUACGCAAGAACAGAUAGGGAUACUUGAAAUGUUGUAUAGAGAAGGAAUGCGCACUCCGAAUGCACAACAAAUAGAGCAAAUCACGGCUCAACUUGGCAAGUACGGCAAGAUCGAAGGAAAGAAUGUGUUUUACUGGUUCCAGAAUCACAAGGCACGUGAGAGGCAGAAGCAAAAGCGCAGCAGCCUCGGCCUCAGCCACUCUCCAAGAACACCGACUCCUGUAAUUACCACCCUGGGAGAAAUAGUAGUGGAAAGAGAGGAAGAUAGUCCGUACAAGAGAAAGUGUAGGAGCUGGGGAUUUGAUUGCUUGUUAGAAGGUGACCAUAGUAGUGUAGUAUGUAAGGUCGACAACGACGACGCCGUUAAGGGAGGUAGUGUUGGAGUUAUGACUCUGGAGCUCUUCCCAUUACAUCCAGAAGGAAGAAAAUGAUGGGAUAUGCUUAAUUUGACAAUGUGAUGUGCUUUCCUUCUUUUCUUGGUUUUCUUCUUUUCUUAUUCGUUUCGGGAAAGAAGAAAGGCAAGUAAUUGUCUCUUAAUUUGUACUGAAAGCUAGCUCUGCUUCUACUUCUGCCUUUUGGAACCAAAAGCACUUUUAUUCCAA